Molecule: messenger RNA, 273 nt
Organism: Eimeria tenella
Lineage: Eukaryota; Apicomplexa; Conoidasida; Eucoccidiorida; Eimeriidae
Exons: 1
Coding region: 1-273 (90 amino acids)
Source: RefSeq, a predicted model, not a curated record
AUGUCUCCAGUUCCACUCGCCAUGACAAUACCUCCAUCAGCGCAGCUUCAACACGCACAACGCAACACAUUGUCUCUCACCACGAGCUCAUCUGCCAACGCGGCGAAGUCAUUUCCGAAGCACCCUCUGCUGCGUCACACACUCCACAUUCGUAUGUCGCGGGUCGACCUUCAUAUGACACACCCCAUAUUCCCAACACACGCCCUGUGCGUUGCAAACAGUGCAGCCAUCAGCGAUUCACACUGCUCCACUCCCACUAAACGCGCCGCUUGA